This is a messenger RNA of Aspergillus wentii DTO 134E9, 1350 nucleotides long. RefSeq lists its product as uncharacterized. Gene Ontology annotation, biological process: transmembrane transport. The coding region runs from base 1 to 1350 and encodes 449 amino acids. Gene Ontology annotation, cellular component: fungal-type vacuole membrane. NCBI's taxonomy places the organism in Eukaryota, Fungi, Ascomycota, Eurotiomycetes, Eurotiales, Aspergillaceae. The transcript is spliced from 4 exons. Gene Ontology annotation, molecular function: transmembrane transporter activity. The record is from RefSeq and is a predicted model, not a curated record.
AUGGGAGGAGACACGAUAGAAAAGAAGGACUGCGAGCAUAUCAGUGAGAAUCUGAGCUCGCCAGCAGACUCGGAUAAAUGCUUUGAGAGCGAGACGCAGUAUCACGAUCCGUCGCUGCCUCCUGUCGAUGGCGGUCUUCAUGCCUGGUUGUUCUUGACGGCGUGUUUUAUGCUUGAGGCUAUUACCUGGGGGUUCUCUUUUUCUUAUGGUGUCUUCCAGGAUUACUAUCGAAAUCAUGAACCCUUCAAAUACUCCCAGAAUAUCGCCGUAAUAGGCACGUGUGCAAUGGGCCUCGCAUACCUCCUCAGUCCGAUCGUCAUUGCGUUCAUGAUCGCUUUUCCUCGAACUCAACGCUGGGUUUCAACAGCUGGUCUGCUCUUACUAUCUGUAUCGCUGGCGUUGGGUUCUUUCUCCUCGAAUAUCACGCAUUUAAUCCUUUCCCAGGGGGUGGCGUACGGUAUUGGCGGCUGUCUAGCAUACACCCCGUCCAUCAUCUUCAUGCAUGAAUGGUUCGACAAAAAGAAGGGAUUCGCAUAUGGAGUUGUCUGGGGCGGAUCCGGCAUGACAGGCGUCAUCUUCCCCAUCAUCCUCCAAGCCCUCCUCAACAGCUACGGCUGGCAAACCACCCUGCGCAUCUCCUCCGUCGCCCUCUUCCUCAUGGGCUGUCCAUUCCUCUUCUUCCACCGACCGCGUCUCCCCCGCCCUCAAUCCUCCACUCUCAAACAGCUCAAUCUCACCUUCUUCUGGGACCCCGUCUACAUCGUCUACCAACUAGGCAAUAUCAUCGAAGCGCUAGGUUUCUUCCUGCCUAACAUCUUCCUCCCCUCUCACGCGCGGUCCCUAGGCGCGAGUAACCUCCUCGCCUCACUGACAGUAGUCCUGUUCAACCUGACAAGCGUGUUCGGCUGCGCAAGUAUGGGCUAUCUAUCCGAUCGAUACCACAUCGCGAACUGCAUUCUCAUUUCCAACGUCGGGGCCGUCGUAUCCGUCUUCCUUAUCUGGGGCUUAUCCAACGGCAUCGCACCAUUAUACAUCUUCGCCAUCAUCUACGGCCUCUUCGCCGGCGGCUUCUCAGCCACCUGGUCCGGCAUCUCCCACGAAGUCAAAAAGAGCAAACCCUCCGCGGACCUAAGCAUGGUGUUUGGCCUCCUCGAGACAGGGCGCGGAAUAGGCAAUGUCCUCAGCGGACCGCUUAGCGAGGCGCUACUCCGCGGCAAGGUCUGGGAGGGCCAAGCCUGGGGCGGGUAUGGGAGUGGAUAUGGCGUGUUGGUGGUGUUUACGGGGUUGACGGCGUUUGUGAGUGGGCUGAGCUAUUUUGCGAGAUAUAUCAAAACUUCUGAGUCGGGUUAG